AUGUAUCUUGGAACGCCUUUUAUUCUUACCCUGUGUCGCCUGUACCCUCGCGCAGCCCGAUGGUCUACACUAUCGGGACUCUUCGCCGCUUCCUUGUCCAUGGCAUUAAGCUCCCUUUGCACUAGCGUGCCCCAACUCAUUGGAGCACAGGGAGUCCUCUUCGGCCUUGGUGGAUGUAUUGCUUAUUGUCCUUGCACGUUGUACAUCGACGAGUGGUUCGCUCAACGCAAAGGCCUGGCAUACGGCAUCGUGUGGAGCGCUGCAGGAGUCGGCGGUGUUGCUCUCCCUUUGGUCCUCCAGGCUCUUCUCGCGAGAUUCGGAUUCCAGACGGCUAUGAGGAUUUGGGCUGGUAUCCUCUUCACCAGUUCGGCUCCCUUGGCCUUCUUUAUCAAGCCGAGAUUGCCGUACUCGGCCAAUAUCCACAAAAAGCCAUUCGACAUGCGAUUCGUCACGUCCAAACGGUUCAUGUUGCAUCAAGCAGUCAAUUUCAUCCAGGCGACUGGCUACUUCCUCCCAGGAAUCUACUUGCCCACGUAUGCUCAUGCGGUCUUAGAAAGUUCGACAUUCUUGUCAACAUUGACGCUUAUGCUAUUUAACAUAGCCGUUACCGUCGGGCUCGUCAUCAUGGGAUCACUAUCAGACAGGCUCCAUGUAACCUCCUGUAUGACUAUUUCGGCCGUGGGAGCGGCUGUCUCAGCCCUACUAAUUUGGGGGUUCUCAACGUCUCUGCCUGCAUUAUACGUAUUUUGCAUCAUGUACGGGCUAUUUGCAGGGUCUUGGGCUUCAACUUGGCCGGGAGUCAUGAAAGAGAUCUCUCAAAACGGCGAGAAAGAUGGCUACGGCUACGCAGAUCCAGUGAUGGUGCAAGGUCAUCUCUGCAUUGGACGGGGGGUUGGUAACAUUGUCUCUGGGCCCUUGAGUGAUGCGCUUAUUCGGGGUAUGCCGUGGCAAGGACAAGCUAUUGCGGGCUACGGGAGCGGAUAUGGUAUUCUGAUCUUGUUCACUGGGCUAACAGGGCUAGCCAGCGGAGUGAACAUCUUAUGGAAGCAGCUCAAAUGGCUGUAA
This is a messenger RNA of Neoarthrinium moseri, 1065 nucleotides long. RefSeq lists its product as uncharacterized. Gene Ontology annotation, molecular function: transmembrane transporter activity. The transcript has a single exon. Gene Ontology annotation, cellular component: fungal-type vacuole membrane. Gene Ontology annotation, biological process: transmembrane transport. The record is from RefSeq and is a predicted model, not a curated record. The coding region runs from base 1 to 1065 and encodes 354 amino acids. NCBI's taxonomy places the organism in Eukaryota, Fungi, Ascomycota, Sordariomycetes, Amphisphaeriales, Apiosporaceae.